This is a messenger RNA of Pogona vitticeps (central bearded dragon), 2421 nucleotides long. Lineage: Eukaryota; Metazoa; Chordata; Lepidosauria; Squamata; Agamidae. The record is from RefSeq and is a predicted model, not a curated record.
ACAUGAACAGCCUGGCUUCCUCCCCAUCCCCUCCCUUUGCCCACAGCAGGUACCGUGAAGUCUCAGGGCAGGGACACAAAAGAACUGCCUGUAUAUGGUCGGAUGAGGAGGAACAUACCGAUGGGGAUCGACCAUCAUCUAGCCUUUAUCCCUCUGGCGUUAGUGGUGAUGUUGGUGGUUAUUUGUGGCAGUAGCCAAACAGAGAGCCCUGAAGGGCAGGGGCAAAUCUCACCUUUUCCUCCCCCCUCCGAGCUGGGGCAGUUCCAGGUCCCCCGUGCAGGUUCCCUACCUGGGGAUUUCUCACCCAAGCAGACAUGCAGGUUGCCGCCUGCUGUCCAGGACUGGCAGGGUGGGAUGUGAGGCUUGAUGGUACUGGCGCCAGAUGUUCUGGGUGGCUGGAGAUCCUCCACAGAAGCCGAUGGAGAAGGAUUUCAGUCAAGAUGUGGAAAGAGAAGAGUGCGGAGCUUGCCUGUAAACAACUUGGUUGUGGCUCCCCCUUUGGAAAUUUGGAUCCGUAUGCCAAAGAACCCGAGAAGCAAGAGGUUUGCCUGCUGGAAUGUCAGGGGAAUGAGACAACACUCAGGGACUGCUUAUGGCAUGAGUCUAACUGCACACAUCAUCCAGGUGUGGCUCUGGUUUGCCAAGAUCCUGUGCAAACAUCCACUAUAUCACAACCAACAACAGCACCAUCUGCGACCUCCUCAAAGCCCACUGAUACACCAAUGAUAAUGCUAAAUGAUGAAACCUCACUGUGUUCUGGGACUGUGGAACUAAACUUUGGUGGCCGCUGGGAAAUGGUUUGCCUGGGGUUACAGAAUUGGUGGAAUGGGUUGGCACCCAGGAGCUGCCAAGGUGCAGGCUGUGAAGAUCUGAGAGGACUGAAGGAGCUGAGGGGCAAGGAAUCUUUGCCAGUCCAUUGGGAGCAAGUACAGUGUGAAAGAAGGAACCUUAGCUUGAACUGUUUGGAUGGAACUGAAACAUGCUUGACUAUAACCUUGGUGAAAUGCUUAGGCCAAGAUUCCAAGCCUGGUGGUUCCAGCACAGAGACUGCCUUGGGAAUCCUGCUGGGACUUGUCCUCACUGCUGUCCUUCUAAUGAUCUGUGUGCCUCAUAUCUAUAAAAAAGUAAUGAAGAAAUAUUCCAAGAAGCAGCACCAAUGGAUUGGUCCACAUGGAGCAAACCAAAGUGUGUCAUUCCAUUGCAACAGCUCAGCCACCCUUCAACCACAUCCUCAAAGCCAAUUUAUUCAGAAAGAAGAAACAAAUGCCUUCAAGAGAAACACCCACCUCUCACCCUACGCAGCUCUGGAAGGAACAGCAAACAGAAUUUCCAAUCCCCUGGACAAUUCCUCUGAUAGUGAUUAUGAUUUAUGUUCUGCACAGCCACUAUAAGAAAUGACAGCGCCCUUGUUUUCAAAUGCAGUGAAGAAUCAGAAUUUCUACAAUGGAGCGGUGCUGUAUUAAGAAUCCCCCGUAAAUCCAAGUCUCAAGUCAUGAAGUCUUGUUGAGUGUCACUCUUAAGAGGACCUGGAAAAUUAGGGACCAGAAGAAUAUUCACUCAAUUCCUUGCUCUUGUUUGGCUGAAGAGUGUCAUGACACAAUGAAACACACCAUCAAGGACUUUCAAGCCUUGUGAGGUUUAUCCCUUCCACAGUGACAGCAAAAUAGAGAACUUCUUCCCAUGAGGGACUCCACCAUUUGUGCAGAAUUUGCACAAAACUAAUGCAGAAGCAACACAUACACAAACAAGGACAGAAUGAAAGGUCCAAAGUAUAACUCAUUGGAUGCUUCUAAUUCCCUACAAACUUUUGCAACAAAGCAGAAACCAUUAUAGUUUUGCAAUUACUUAAAUUGUUCUUGCCAGUGUAGGCACUCUUGCUGAGAGUCUCCAAGAGUUAUCUUGACUUUUCACAGGGCCAGGAGAAACUCUUUGCAUUUGGAGGAGAGAAGCAAGGUUUUACAUCCCUAUGGAAAAUGCCAUUUGUUUUUAAAUUUUAGUAGUACACUUGCUAUCACUCCCAGUGGAAUCAUUUUGAAAUUUGGAAUGCCGUUCAGUAAGGGAUGGGGCACCAGGGUACAACAAACUGCCAAAACAUUUGGCAACUAUUAACUGAGUCAAAAAUAGGAAAAAAUAAAUAAGGUUGCAGAAGAGUUCAGCACAUGGACAAGGUAUAGCAUUAUGUGGGUAGGGGAGUGGAGUGGGAGAUCUGACUAGCUUAGUGAGAAAGGAAAUUGAAGUCAAGUACAUAUGUCAUUAUUUGAACACAUCAGGGCUCCUUUUCAACAUUUUUCAAAGCAUGACAGCUUAUACCUGUAUCCAAUGUCCUAUUAUCUAAAGUGGGACACUGGAUGCUUAUAAAUUAUAGAUGUGUCGUUGUUGAGCAAAUACAGAAGCAGGCUGUAUGGUUUUAAAUAACUGUUA